AUGGAAGCAGAUCCUUUUAUUAAGAUCAUUGUGGUGGGUGAGCAAGGGGUUGGCAAGACUUGCUUGUUGAAUUAAUAUUGUUAUGAGCGAUUUGAAGCAAAUAGUCCUCCAACGAUAGGGUGCGAUUUUACGACAAAGGUGACUUAGACGAAUGGAUAGACUGUUCGAUUAUAAUUGUGGGACAUUGCUGGUUAGGAGAAGUAUAAUGCUGUGAGCAAAUUGUAUGUGAGGGGAGCAUUGGGUUGUUUAAUAGUGUGUGACAUAAAGGAUCCGAAUUCUCUGGAGGAAACUUUGAAAUGGAAAAGUAUAAUCGAGGAGAAUAGUGAUCAAAAUAAUAUUCCAAUCAUGUUGGUGCAGAAUAAGUGUGACUUAGCGAGUGAUGAUGAGAAGACAUCUUAUUAUCAGACUUUAUAAGGUUUUGCGAAAACAAAUAAAUUUUUCUCCUGCAUUCAAACAAGUGCAAAGGAGGGCACAGGGUUGAAGCAACUGUUCACCGAAUUAAUCUAAGAGAUAAUCGACAAAGGAUUACUGGUGAAUCAACAGAAGAAUUUUAAAUAAAGUAAUGGUGGUGUACAAUUAAAUGCUGCUCAAAGUUCAUAGAACCAAUAACAGAAAAAAGACAAGACUUGUUGUUGA
Molecule: messenger RNA, 636 nt
Organism: Paramecium tetraurelia
Lineage: Eukaryota; Ciliophora; Oligohymenophorea; Peniculida; Parameciidae
Exons: 3
Molecular function (GO): GTPase activity; GTP binding
Source: RefSeq, a predicted model, not a curated record